AUGGAUUCAUCACGUAGGAGUAACACAGAUGAACAACGAUGUAUUAUGGGCCUUCAAGAUUUAAAACUCUCCAAUAAAGUUGAAGAUGUAACUGAGCAAGCGCACGGCGCCGUAACAUCGAACACAAGUUCUCUGGCCAAAACCCGACCUGUGGGAGCAAUAGAGAGCUUUGUAUUGGAUAAUAGCCAAAACAAUCGUCAAGAUUACAGCUUUUACGAGAGGUCGAACGUCAUAGCUGCUUCAAAGUUUGCUACGCCUAAACGAGUUGAAACUAUUGCGUCGAUCAAUAAACGCGAUAUAAACACUGCAGCUCUGCCUUCCAGUCCGACACGUUCCAUAGAUUCUAUAUCACAAAGAUCACUCAGUUAUCAAACUGAUGACUUGUACGAGAUCCCGGCGAUUCCAAAUGCUCAAUACCCGCCACCAGUUUAUGAAAACAUAGAUUAUUACGGUGAGCAGCGAUCACCUCAACCUCCGUACUAUCAUCAGUUGUACGGGCAGGCGCCGCCGCCGCCAGUGUCUGACGGAUACUACGAUACACGUUAUAGUAAAGCUCAACCUCAAGUGCCAGUUAACUCCAAGACUACUAAACCUAACCCACUAGUGUAUGAAAACAUGUUGUGUUCUGAUACUGAUAAGAAAAGUGAGUUUAAGCCCCAACCAAACCAUGACCAGCGUUUUAUACAGCAGGGAUCAGUUCCUGGACCACAAGUACCCAACACUGGAGCUAUUAGGAGUAUGGCACAAAUGUUAUCAAGUGACAAAGUAAAAAUAGAUAAAGCUCCACCACCUCCCCCAUACAAUACAUCUCAAGAUAAUCCAGGAAGUGACUACACAGUAAUGAAGUCUGCCCCUCCCAAGUACACUGACGUGAGUGCACUGCUCAAGAGUGAUAAUUCUAUUAGUUUUGAUGAUAAAGUUGUGACCAUACCAUCUACAGCAAUAUAUGCAUCUAUAGCACCAAGUGCACAAAGACCUAAGGCUAAUAUUGCUACUGAAGUACAAACUGCAACAGCAAGUCCCAAAUUCUUUCAUCCUAAGCCAAACAUUGGCAAUAGUAUCGGAAAAGAGAAACCUUUAAUCAAUGGAGGCUAUAAUGCCAAGCCAACAGUUGGUGGUAGAAUGCAGAUAGUGGAAGACACAAAUGGUUCAGACUAUGUGUGUAUGACUGGUGGUUCUCCUGCAGCUGCAGUGGCAGCAGCUAACAGGGACAAUGUCUCCAUUGCCUCAGAGUCUAUUACUUCUAGGAAUUUGGUAUCAGGUCUUACAUCUCUAUGUUCCCCGGCUCAAUCCCCUGCACCCAGUCCAACUCCAAGCUCAGUCUCUCAAGUGUCAGGUGGUUCUCGAGGCUCUGGUGGAAGGGGCAAAAGCUUGUUGCCUUACAGCAUCACACCACCUCGUCCUCCAGGUCCCAGUGAGGCACAACGUAAAAUAGAAGAACUCACUAGACAACUUGAGGAAGAAAUGGAGAGGCAAGAUGAGGAGGGUGAAUACUUUGGUAUUUGUCAUACAUGUGGUGCUGGAGUCACAGGGGCAGGCCAGGCUUGUCAAGCCAUGGGCAACCUCUAUCAUACAAAUUGUUUCAUCUGUUGCUCAUGUGGCCGUGCAUUACGAGGAAAGGCUUUCUACAAUGUGCAUGGGAAGGUUUACUGUGAAGAAGACUAUUUGUACUCUGGAUUCCAACAAACUGCUGAGAAGUGUGCAAUAUGUGGUCAUUUGAUAAUGGAAAUGAUUUUACAAGCAAUGGGCAAAUCAUACCACCCAGGUUGUUUCCGUUGCUGUGUUUGCAAUGAAUGUCUCGAUGGGGUGCCCUUCACUGUGGAUGUUGACAACAAGAUAUACUGUGUGAAUGACUACCAUCGCAUGUUUGCGCCUAAAUGUGCUAGCUGUGGAAAAGGUAUUACACCAGUUGAAGGCACGGAUGAAACAGUGCGUGUUGUCUCAAUGGACCGGGACUUCCAUGUUGACUGCUACAUGUGUUGUGUUUGUGGAAUGCAACUAACUGAUGAACCUGAUAAACGCUGCUAUCCUUUAGCUGGUAAAUUAAUGUGUCGCGCUUGUCAUUUGGCCACGAUCGGAGCGGCGACGGGACCAGGCCACUCGCCAGCGCCUCAUCUCUCCCCCGCUUCAUACCAGUACAUGGGUUGA
Spodoptera littoralis (African cotton leafworm) is the source of this 2148-nucleotide messenger RNA. Lineage: Eukaryota; Metazoa; Arthropoda; Insecta; Lepidoptera; Noctuidae. The record is from the annotation of a GenBank genome assembly.